Aphidius gifuensis is the source of this 523-nucleotide messenger RNA. It is a transcript of the gene mRpL52, whose product is annotated as 39S ribosomal protein L52, mitochondrial. The transcript has 4 exons. Gene Ontology annotation, biological process: mitochondrial translation. Gene Ontology annotation, molecular function: structural constituent of ribosome. Bases 1 to 411 code for a protein of 136 amino acids. Gene Ontology annotation, cellular component: mitochondrial large ribosomal subunit. NCBI's taxonomy places the organism in Eukaryota, Metazoa, Arthropoda, Insecta, Hymenoptera, Braconidae. The record is from RefSeq and is a predicted model, not a curated record.
AUGGCGUUUGUUGAAAAAAUAACAAGUUUAAUUCGUGCUAGAAGUGUUUAUUCAAUUGUCAAAGGAAUUCAUACGACUUGUGUCAUUCAAAUUGAUCAAAAAUGGAGAAGAGAAAAUCGUUUGCCAAAAAAUCCAAAUAAAUUUGGAGCUCUUACAAAUCUUCCGGAUUAUUCUUUUGUUGAUGGAAAACCAGUACCAUUUGGAAUAAGACAAUAUCAAAGAAUACAAAAACAACGUGAAUAUUUGGAAAAAAUUCAAAAAUUAACAAGUGAAGUUGAUUAUGCUGUUUUGAGACAUGCAAAAAUGCAAGAAAAAAUUAUGGAAAAUAGACAAAAAAUUAUAAGUAGUAAAUUCAAACCAAAAGGACAACAAUUAAUCAAUGAAUCAACAUCACAAUCUGAUCAAAAUUAAAUUAGUUUAUUAGACAUAUGUUUAUAAUAUUUUUUUUUUUAUUCAGUUGUGAAAAGUGUAUAAAUAAAUGUGUGCAAAAAAAAAAAAAUAAAAACUGGGUGAUAGAAAAAAC